Pogona vitticeps (central bearded dragon) is the source of this 3240-nucleotide messenger RNA. The record is from RefSeq and is a predicted model, not a curated record. NCBI's taxonomy places the organism in Eukaryota, Metazoa, Chordata, Lepidosauria, Squamata, Agamidae.
UGUUUUUAUUUUGCAAUGGGAGACGGCUGGCGUGCGUGGCAAAGCCGGGGCUGAGCCGGGGAGGGGGGGGGCUUUGGCCGGCAAAGGGGGACCCUCCCCUGGAGAAGCCCCGGGAGUGGCGAGGGAAAAGGCAGGAUUUAUUAACCCUUGGGGGUUUGGAGGAAAAUACAGAGUUGUGAUUCCCCCACCCCAUCGAGAUGCACUUUCUACAGUUUUAACCCAGCUUUCCGCAAGAAGAGGAAUUCCCCCCCCCGCGCGCGCCUUUCUUGGGGAAGGAAGCGCCUGUCAUGGCAGAGGACAAUGACCUCGGUGCGAAAAUCGUGGAAAAUGGGAGCGACGCAUUGGAGGCAGAUGUGGAGAGCGCCGCCGCCGAGCCAAGCACCUUGCUGCAGAAACUGAAGAGCACAAUCUCGAAAUCAGUCCAGAGUAAAGUCGACUGCAUACUGCAAGAUGUCCAGAGGUUUUCCGAUCCUGCUAAACUUUAUCUCUACCUCCAGCUGCCUUCAGGCCCAAGUUCAGGAGAAAAAAGUCUGGAUCUUGCCUCCUUGAGCUCCGCCGAGCACAUGCAUGCUUGCACUUGGAUCCAGAACCACCUCGAGGAGUACCCGGACACCUGUCUGCCGAAACAAGAUGUGUACGAUGCUUACAAGCGGUACUGUGAUAAUCUUUGUAGCCGCUCUCUGAGCGCAGCGAAUUUUGGCAAGAUCAUCAGGGAGAUCUUUCCGAACAUCAAAGCAAGAAGACUGGGCGGACGUGGACAUUCAAAAUAUUGCUACAGUGGGAUACGGAGAAAGACGGUGGUCAACAUGCCGCCUCUUCCCAGCCUGGAUCUGAAAGAAACGGAGACUCCGGAGCGGACGGAGGUGGUUCAGUCCUACAACGACGAAGUGAUGGACGCAGCCUGCGCCUUGACCUGCGACUGGGCUGAAAAGAUCCUGAAGCGGUCCUUCAACAACAUCGUGGAGGUGGCCCAGUUCCUCAUCCAGCAGCACAUCAUCAGCUCCCGCUCGGCCCAUGCUGACCUUGUCAUGGCCAUGGUGAUCUCAGAAAAUGCAGAAAGCCACAGGGAAAAGCGGCCUGCUCCAAAUGUGAAGAAGAAUGAGCCGGAAGCCCCAGAGAAUGCAGCCAAAACCCAGCCACAGAUGAAAGCAGAAAACAACUCCAAGCCCUCGCCUGCCCCUCGCAGGAGUGAAGUGAAGAAGCCAGUGGAGGUUUCCACCAAGCCGGCCAGUAGCCCGCAAGUCAACGCUCUGGUGGCCCGCCUGCCGCUGCUUUUGCCCCGUGUCCGCGUCCAGCCUGGGGACAGAUUGGUGGUGUCCCCGGCGGCCGUACAUGCGUCCCCGCCUGUGUUGGCGCCCAAGCUCACGACGACGCCUGUGGGGGGCAUGGUUAAAAUGGCUCUCUCUGUGGGCCCGCCGCCCUCCUCGACCCUGCUGGCCCCAGCCGUGAACGGGCCCCCCGGUCUGGUCGGCCCACAGGGGGCCGUGCCGGUCAUCAACAUGAUGCCGGUCAUCAAUGUGGCGGUGCCUCCUCCUCCUCCUCCUCCCCCCCUCCCGGAGAUCCCACCCAAGCCCAAGAGCGACCCCAGUGGCGGAGGGAGGCGAGGCGGCCGGAGCCCCUGCGAGCCGCCGAAAGCCAGUCCUCCCACCAAGAGACCCGCAGAUGCGCCGGGAGAGGUGGUAGCCGUGAAGAGAAAACGCGGGCGGCCCCGGAAGAAGGCGGAGGAGCCCGAGGCCUCCUUGCCAGACAAGGACGCUGACAAAGAGCAGCCACCCGGUGCCAAGGAAAUCUCGAGUGUCAUUGCUAUCAUUGAAGCUCAUACCGCAUCCCUGUCUUCUUCCAGCCAGAAGGGGCAAGGAGAAAGCCCCAAAGGGGAGCUGCCCCGCGAGGGAGCAGCCAAAGGACAACCCGCCAAGGUCACCCCUGGGGAGAGCCUGCCUCCGACCGGCCCCUUCGUGGCGAGUCCUCCUGCCAAGCCUGUUGUCUUGCCCUCCCAGGUGAGUGUCAUCAAAGGCUGGCAGCCCACCCCUCCUCCAGCCCUGGUCAGGGAGCCUGGACGCGGCUCCCAGGAGCAGCCCCUGCAAGCAGCCGGAAGGGUGCCGGCGCCAGGAGGCGCUGCUCGGACCGCCACCGCCAGGGACUCCGAGAAACUGGAGAAAUACAGCUUGCUGGAUCCAGAGCUGCAGCCCACGGAUCUUUCCAUGGGCAAGGGACGGCCGGCUUCCUCCAAAGGUCGCCCGGGUGUCUCCAGCCUGCCAGCAUCCUCAGUGCGUUUGCACCAGGAAAAAUCGGGGGAGGCUGCAAGUCCCCCAGCGGCAUCAACACAGGCCCCGAAUCGGUAGCCAUCCACCUACCCUUCCAGUCCUCCUCCUCCCCCCCAACCCCCCAAUGUGUGUAUCUCAAUGCCAGGCCUUCCUAUUCAGAGGCAUUCCAAGGCCGCCUGCUUUUCCAAAUUCAAUGCACGCAUAUAGAAAGAAAAUAAUUGAAGACAUGAGCUUGCCAGCCCUUUUGUUCCCCACCCCCCUGUACGUCAGUCUCCCCAGUCUUGUAAGGUGAUGCCCUUGAGAAGCUGCUUGGCAUGCGCCACCCAGCCUCACUCAUCAUCAUAUCAAAAUCUCCCCCACCCCUUCCCUUGCUGAAAAGUUGGAAGUGGGCCCUGAUGUUUUUAGCAUUAGUUAUGCCUGCCCCUCCCUGAUGCAGAACGUUAAAGCGAAACAUCCCAGGCAGUGAGAUUGCGCAGUAGAUCAGGAGCGCUUUCUGAAAUGGGGAGUAAAACAGCUCAUAUCUUUGGCAAGGAGGUUAUUGUGACCCUCGUCUUGGUACCCAAAAUACACGCCCUGAGACACACACCCCUGGUUCACUGCAGCCGACGUGCACUUUCAGGGCCAGGGGUGGGGCAAAAGAAAGUGUUCUCCACAUUUUGAAAUUCAAGGUGAAAAUUUCAGGUUCUCGGGGUGGGGGGAGAGAGUGUUGUGUUUUACAUGGAAAUUUCCCUGCCCCCAUGCUCUGAUGUUUAGUGACAAUCAUCUCCCAGCCAGCAUCCCAAAGACUUUUACUUUUCUUAUUGCUAGCGCUUCCACUGACGUUAAUGCGAUGUUUAAAAAUGGGGUUGCCCUAGCUCACCCAUUCACUUGUUUUGAAAAAAAAAAUUCCUCGCCCCCUUUCCUCUUGUUAAUGUUUUCCUUUCCCCUUUGUUGGUUUGGCUAUAAAAAUGCUGAAUAAACAUACGCACAGUUUUUU